AUGGCAGAGGCUGCUCUGGACGAUGGUCCGAGCUCGACGCAGGCCGUCUCGGCUCGAAGCGACCUGUUCGAUGUCGCCAUCUUUGUACAAUAUCUUGGCAAAGUCUUGCCUUUGCUGCUCGGCAGUCAGGCUGAUGAGCUCGAGCACCUCUUUCGAGCGCAAGAAGCAACCGACCAGCUGCGUCAUUUUGGCUCAGAGCCCGCUAGAUUGGUCGUCUACCUCAACAAGACCUGGCUCAGGGAAGCUUCAGAGGCUGCGCAAGAUGGCCGAUUGAUCUAUCAGUACACGGUGAGCGAUACGAUGGCCUACAGUGUCAAUCAUGUAGCGACUUUGGCUUGCAUCAAGCGCGUGCCCAGCAUCGAUACUGCUCAGCCGCUGGAGGCCCAGCUUCACUUUGUCAACCUGUUCGGACCCGCCUCAGCUUCAGCCUCAGCCGCAGAGACUGUUGUGUCCAGCAAUGGCGAUGCAGGCGUGUCGGUAGCGGCCACAGCCCUACUGAACCCCUACGAGAGCUUACACAACCUCGUUCAUCUCGCUGUCGCGCCCUACUUCGAUGCCUAUGUCUCUUCGCGCGCCGAUCCAGCGAAGCAGGCGCCAACAUCGGGCAAAGCGAAAGAUGCAGAGGCCAAGAUGGGCAUUCCCAUGACGCGCAAGAAAUUCGCAGAACUCGAGCUAUCACUUUUGCAUCUGCAGCAAAAUGUCGAGAUCCCAGAGAUCCACCUCGUCGUCAAUCCCGUUGUGCGGUCAGCAGUCGAGUCAUGUCGUACAAAAGGUGUUGCUGUAUCAUCGGACGCCCUCAGUCCCACGCUUCUCCAAGACAGUGGCUUUCUCAAUCGCAUUCAGAGUGACGUGAACGCGUGGAUCAAAGAGAUACAGAACGUCACCCGUCUCAACCGGGAUGUGACAUCAGGCUCUGCGAGUCAAGAGAUCAACUUCUGGCUCAGUAUGGAGCGUGCACUCGAGGAUAUCGAGAACCAGCUCAAGAGCGAUCCGGUCACGCUGACCCUUGACAUUCUAAAGCAUGCAAAGCGCUUUCAUGCUACUGUCUCCUUCAUCGCCGAUACGGGUCUCAAGGAGGCAACAGAUCUCGUCAUCAAGUACAAUCUACUUAUGAAAGACUUUCCACUCGAUGAGCUGCUGUCUGCUAUCGAUUUGCCGCGGAUCGAAGAAGCGCUCAAGCUUAUCUUUGGGCACAUCAACAAGAAGCUGAGAGUAUCGCCUUAUCCAAUCAGACGAGCUCUGCCCCUGGUUGAGGCCAUCUCGCAAGAUCUGCAAGAUCAGCUCAUUCGCGUACUGGGUAAUCAGCGCUUGAUGCAAUUGGAUUACGACGCUUUCGAUCGUCAGAUGCGGGCCGCUACUGCUGUUUUCAAUACCUGGGACGACUUACUCAAAGAAUUUACAAAUGUUGCGAGAGAGGUCACUCGCAAGCGUAGUGAAAAAUUCAUUCCUAUCAAGAUCGUCUCUGUCCAUACCAAAUUCCAGGAGCGAAUUGCGUAUCUGCGCCAAUUCAGAAAGGAACACACAGAGCUUAUCGCCAUGACACGAAACUUCUCGGCCUCGAACGAAGUCAGACGAUUGACCGGCAGACCGGCAGAACGACUCAAUGGUAGCUCUGACAUUGAUAUGGAAGACGAAGUUCGAUCGGCUUAUGACGCCGUCAAGAAUGUCGAUGUGCUCGACAUCUCGCCCGAAGGCACAGAUAUCUGGAUCAGUGCCGAAGCAGCCUACAAUGAGCAAGUCUCGAGGGUCGAGAACUCCAUCAUCGCCAAGCUGCGCGACAGACUGGGUCAGACACGCAAUGCUAAUCAGAUGUUCAGGAUCUUCAAGUCUUUCAACACAUUGUUUGUACGGCCUAAGAUCAGAGGAGCCAUCCAAGAUCACCAAGCCCAGCUGCUCGAUUCGGUCAAAGACGAUCUCAGACGGCUGCAGGAGAAGUUCAAGACGUCUUAUCGUCAGUCUGAGGUUCAGGCACUCGCUCAGCUACGCGACUUGCCACCCAUCGGAGGUGCAAUCUUAUGGGCGCGUCAGAUUGAGCGCCAGCUCAACGCGUAUAUGACUCGUGUUGAAGACGUACUCGGCAAAGGCUGGGAGCUUUAUGCCGAGGGUCAGAAACUGCAGACCGAAAGUCUUAGCUUCAGGCGUAAGCUUGAUGCGAGGCCUUUGUAUGAAGCUUGGUUGCACGAGAUCAACAGGCGCGAUCUUCAGAUCUCCGGACGACUCUUCGAAGUCGUCAGGUUACGAACGCAGGACAGCUCGAGCCUGGCUUUAGCCGUCAGCUUCGAUGCGCACAUCAUCUCACUCUUCAAAGAAGUUCGCAACUUGCUCUGGCUUGGUUACUCGGUUCCCCAUCAGAUCAGCAACACUGCGAAAGAUGCGCAUCGCGUCUACCCGUUUGCUGUCAGCCUAACGGAGAAUAUACGCACGCUCGCGCAGACGAAUGAGCUCAUCCAUGCCAACCCGGCUGUCGCUGUCUUACUUGCCGAGCAGCGCAACAAGGUUCAGAUGUUGAUCACAAAGGGUCUCAGUCUUCGAUGGGAGAAUUUUGUCAACAGCUACGUCGCUAACAAUGCCGAAGCAAGAGAAUCUCGCCAUGCUGCAUUCGUAAGAGAAUUCUCGAGGGCCGUCUCGCUUUUGCAAGAACGCACAGAAUCGCUCGUCAGACUGCAGGAGCAAGUCGAUGCAGCUUUGAGCCAAUUGACGUCAUGCGACUAUGCUUUCGAAGCUUUCCAGUCCAUUCUGGUCAAGCUGCAGCAGCUCGUAGAUCGACUGAACCUAGAAGGCUUUGUCAACCUCGACGCAUACGUUGCUCAGCUCGACGCGCACAUCGAGCGAAAAUUACAGGAUCGCUUGCAGAAUGUGCUCGAGCAUUGGACAGAGGACUUCGCGAAGGAGAACAUCGAUGGCUACCAACCCCUCGGCAACGGCGUCUCGGUUCAUGGGAAAGGAGAAGCACUUCCGACCUUUCAGCACGAGCUGCGAAUUCAAAACCAGGUCAUCUUCCUCGAGCCGCCACUGGCUGCUGCCCGUGUUCACUGUUACGCUCAUCUACAGGAGCAAAUGGCGGUCGUGUGCGCUUUGAAUCGUGUAACCACUUCCCGAUACGACAUGGGCUCCCAGCUUGACGAUCACACGCCGCAAACGUUGCGCUACACCGCGCUAAUGUCUCAGCUGCCCAAAGCUGGCAUCCUGCGGGCAUUCGCUCUCAUCGAGACCCGUAUGACCGAGAUGAAAGCGUACGUCGGCAAAUGGCUGAGCUUCCAAGCGCUCUGGGACUUGGAAAGCGAACACGUGUAUGCGGAGCUGGGCGACUCUAUCGAUGCCUGGCAGCAGAUGCUUGCGGAGAUUCGCAGGACGCGCGCGACAUUCGAUACUACUAAUACGUCCAGAGCUUUCGGGCCGCUGAGCAUCGUCUACGAUCAGGUGCAGAGUAAAGUGAGUCUCAAGUACGACACAUGGCAGCGCGACAUCCUUGCAAAGUUCGGUCUAAAGCUUGGUAGUAACAUGCGCGCCACACACAAUGAGAUCCUGCAAGCACGAAAGUCUAUCGAGACGAAGGAGCUUGAUGGCUCCUCGACUGCAAGUGCAGUAGCAUUCAUCACAUCGGUACAGGAUCUGCGACAGAGCGCGCAGAGCUGGCGAGCGUCUGUGGAUGGUUUUGGCAAUGCUCAACGGACCCUGGAGCGCCAGCGCUUCACGUUUCCUCCAGACUGGUUGUUCAUCGAUCAAGUCGAGGCUGACUGGAAUGCGCUGAACGACUUGCUGGAGCGGAAGAAUGCACAGAUUGUGGGUCAGAUUGGCGGACUGAGACUCAAAGUUGCGGCCGAGGACGCUGCUCUGGCGAAUCGAGUGGCUGCGCUGAUGGCUGAUUGGGAGCAAGAGAAGCCUGUCCAAGGCAAUGCGCAGCCAGAAGCAGCUAUGACAUACUUGCAAGCCUUCGAAGCCCGGCUUGGCAGUGCACAAGAUGAGCUCGAUCUCAUCGCACGUGCUAAGCGUGCGCUCGACGUACAUGCUGUCGAGGACGUGCGGCUCAAGCCUGUCGCGGAGGAGUUGCGCGAUUUGAAGACUGUCUGGACCGCACUUUCUGGCAUCUGGGCGCAGCUCUCGGAGCUCGCAGAAACUAGCUGGACCUCCUUACAACCUAGAAAGCUGCGGCAGCGUCUCGAUGCUCUAUUAGCAUCUGCGCGCGAAAUGCCGAGUCGAAUGCGACAGUAUGCUGCUUACGAGCACGUCCAGGAUCACAUACGUCAAUUGAUCAAGAUCAACACGCUCGUGACCGAGCUACGAUCAGAGGCCAUGCGAGAGCGACAUUGGCGUCAACUACAUGGUCGCCUCAACACCGGUGCAACGCUCGACUUGACAGGCAUGACACUGGCGACAGUAUGGGGUCUCAAUCUUCGACGUAAUGAGACCCUGAUCAAGGAGAUCAUUGCGCAAGCUCAAGGCGAGAUGGCGCUGGAAGAGUUCCUCCGACAGGUUCGCGAGACAUGGAAUAGCUACACACUUGAUCUGGUGCAGUAUCAGACGAAGACUCGGCUCAUCCGAGGCUGGGAUGAUUUAUUUGCAAAGUGUAGCGAGCAUCUCAAUUCGUUGUCGGCUAUGAAGCUUUCACCUUACCAUAAGGUUUUCGAAGACGACGCUGGCGCCUGGGAAGAUAAGCUCAACCGGAUUCAUCUGCUCUUCGAUAUCUGGAUCGACGUUCAGCGUCAAUGGGUCUACUUGGAAGGCAUCUUCACCGGUAGCGCGGAUAUCAAGCACUUGCUGCCGGUCGAGAGCUCUCGCUUUAAUAUGAUCAACACCGAAUUUUUGACUAUCAUGAAAAAGGUCGCGAAGUCGCCUCUGGUGACUGACGUCUUGGCGAUUCCGUCUGUGCAAAAAUCGAUGGAGCGCCUGGCAGAUCUGCUCAGCAAAAUCCAGAAGGCUCUCGGCGAAUAUCUUGAGCGCGAGAGAUCCGCUUUCCCUCGUUACUACUUCGUCGGCGAUGAGGAUCUCUUGGAAAUCAUCGGCAAUUCCAAGGACGUCCCUCGAAUCAUGAAGCACCUCAGGAAGAUGUUUGCGGGCAUAGCGAGCAUUGUUCUUGACCGAGCAGAAUCGAGAAUCGAAGCGAUGGUGUCCAGGGAAGGAGAAACAAUACCGUUCACAUCGCAUAUCGUCUUCAAAGACUUUCCUAAGAUCAAUGAUUGGCUGGCGAAGCUCGAAUCGACGAUGAGAGUCUCUCUCGCGGAGCAGCUUCUGACUGCACACCACGCUCUGAGCAUGUUUUUCAACUCACCGGAUGGACUGAAUCGCGAGCAGCUGCUGCAAUGGGCUGAUGCCACGCCAGCCCAGCUUGUUACCGUCGCUGUCCAGAUACAGUGGACGCGUGGAGUCGAGGAUGUUCUUCGGGCAGGAGCUCCUCUGCAGGGCUGUCUGGAUCAAAUCUUGCAUACACUCGACGUCCUUGCCGACGCUGUCCUGCUUGAUCUUCAGCCCCAUCUGCGGACGAAGUGCGAGCACCUUAUUACGGAAAUGGUACACCAAAGGGACGUCGUCCGACAACUCAUCGCGCAACGCGUACACUCUAUACUGGACUUUGCUUGGCAAUAUCAUCUACGCUUUUAUUACGACGCAAAUGUGAGCGAGCCGCUAGAUCGCUUAAUUGUGCGAAUGUCCAGUGCUGAGUUCACAUAUGGCUACGAAUACCUCGGAAUUGCCGACAAAUUGGUCCAGACGCCGCUGACUGAUCGCUGCUAUUUGACGCUUACACAGGCCCUCAGCCAGAAGCUCGGAGGCGCACCCUUUGGCCCGGCAGGCACUGGCAAAACUGAGUCCGUCAAGGCACUUGGAGCCCAGCUCGGCCGUUUCGUUCUCGUCUUCUGUUGCGACGAGACCUUCGACUUCCAAGCGAUGGGGCGCAUCUUCCUUGGACUCUGUCAAGUUGGUGCUUGGGCCUGCUUAGACGAGAUGAACCGAUUGGAGGAGCGCAUACUCAGUGCGGUAUCUCAGCAGAUUCAAAGUAUUCAGACAGGUUUACGAGGCAGUAUUCAAGCCAAACCUGCUGCGAUAGAGCUACUCGGGCGCAGACUCACGCUAAAGCCGGAGACUGCCGUCUUCAUCACAACUAAUCCUGGCUACGCAGGACGGUCAAACCUUCCUGCCAAUUUGAAGAAGUUAUUCAGAAGUAUUGCGAUGACACAUCCCGACCGCGAACGCAUAGCGCAAGUCAUGCUCUUCUCUCAGGGGUUCAGGACUGCCGAAGCGCUGGCUUCAAAAAUUGUGCCAUUCUUUGUACUGUGUUCUGAGCAGCUCUCGACUCAGCCGCACUACGAUUUUGGGCUGCGUGCGCUCAAGUAUGUACUCGUCAGCGCCGGUCGCGUUAAACGGGCCGCUGUCCGCGCGGGCGAUGUCAGCACGACUAACUCAGCAGAAGAGUCCAUCCUCAUCCAGAGCGUCACCGAGACAAUUAUGCCAAAGCUGGUGGCCGAGGAUGUAGAUCUACUCAGGCAGCUACUUGCCGAUGUCUUUCCCGGCAGCCAGUCAUUGCCUGCCGAUCUGAGCGAGCUGACCGAGGCGAUAAGGGCAAUCUGCUCGGCCGACAACCUUAUGAUAACGGAACAAUGGCUCGAGAAAGCGAUACAGCUUUAUCAGAUAUCGCAGAUCUCACACGGCAUCAUGCUCGUAGGUGCUGCUGCUACUGGUAAAAGCAAAGUCUGGCAAGUCUUGCUGCGAGCUUUAGAGCAGACUGAAGGCAUGGAGGGCGUAUCUUAUGUGAUAGAUCCCAAAGCCAUCUCCAAGGAAGCCCUGUACGGCACUCUCGACCCGACGACGCGCGAAUGGACUGACGGCUUGUUCACACACAUUCUUCGUCGCAUCAUUGAUAACGUCCGGGGCGAAGAUACCAGGCGACAUUGGAUUGUAUUUGACGGAGAUGUUGAUCCUGAAUGGGUCGAGAAUCUCAACAGCGUGCUUGAUGAUAACAAGCUACUAACCCUGCCCAACGGUGAACGACUGAAUCUUCCUGGAAACGUAAGGAUCAUCUUCGAGGUCGAAUCGCUCAGGUACGCGACGCUAGCAACGGUCAGUCGAUGCGGUAUGAUCUGGUUCACCGAGGGCAUUGUCAGUCCUGCGAUGCUGCUCAACAGCUACCUCGCUGGCUUGGCAAAGCAUUCGCUUGCUGUUGCAGAUGAGGACGAUGCACCGAGUACUGAGGCGGCGGCUCGCUUGCGAGAUUCGACUGUUCUGCAGGUUCAGACAUCCAUCGCUGCCGUUCUAUCGCCAUUCUUUGGCGCCAGUGGUAUCGUCUUGUCUGCUCUUCAAAAAGCGAAGGAAAUCGCGCAUAUCAUGGAAUUCACUUCAAGUCGAGGCUUAUCAACAUUGUUCUCACUACUCAAUAAAUCAGUUCGCAACGUCCACAACUAUAAUGCGAGCCAUUCAGACUUUCCGUUGACCGCUGCGCAAAUUGCAGCCUAUCUGCGCCGUCGCCUUCUCACUGCUCUGGUCUGGUCCUUCUCUGGUGAUUCGUCGUUGAUCUCUCGCGCGGCAAUGAGCGCUUUCCUUUCAACAGAGGCAUCGUCAGAUAUGCCAGACAUGCUUUCCGGAGAAGCCCUGCUCGAUUUUGAUGUCGACAUGAACAGCGGGCAGUGGACUCGCUGGCAGUCUCAGGUCCCAGUCAUCGAGAUCGAGACACAUGCGGUUUUACGCCCGGAUGUCGUAAUUCCCACUAUCGACACGGUUCGCCACGAAGAUGUCAUGUAUUCAUGGCUUUCUGAGCACAAACCGCUGAUGCUGUGUGGGCCUCCUGGCUCGGGAAAGACGAUGACACUCUUCAGUGCACUGCGCAAGCUGCCCGAGCUCGAAGUCGCUGGCCUCAACUUCUCGAGCGCAACAAGCCCGGAGCUCAUUUUGAAAACGUUUGAACAAUAUUGCGAAUAUCGCAAGACGCCUAAAGGCACCAUUCUAUCCCCCGUCCAACUUGGCCGGUGGCUUGUUAUCUUCUGCGACGAGAUCAAUCUGCCCGCGCUCGACAAGUAUGGCACACAGCGCGUCAUCUCCUUUAUGCGUCAGCUCGUCGAAGCCAACGGAUUCUGGCGUACCUCGGACAAGACCUGGAUAAGUUUGGAGCGCAUUCAAUUUGUAGGCGCAUGCAAUCCGCCGACAGAUCCAGGUCGUGUGACAAUGUCGCAGCGUUUCCUUCGACAUGCACCACUUGUGAUGGUCGAUUACCCAGGAGAGAUCUCGCUCAAGCAAAUUUAUGGUACUUUCAAUCGCGCGUCUCUCAAAACGAUGCCCACAUUACGCGGCUACGCUGAGCCACUGACGGCUGCAAUGGUCGAAGUCUAUCUCAAAUCGCAGGCCAGAUUCACUAGUGACGUGCAAGCACACUACAUCUACAGCCCUCGCGAGAUGACCCGAUGGAUGCGUGGCAUCUAUGAAGCUAUACGGCCACUCGAGACGCUGAAUCUCGACGGUCUCGUGCGUCUUUGGGCGCACGAAGCGCUCAGACUCUUCCAGGAUAGACUCGUUGACGAGCCGGAGCGAAUCUGGACCGAUGAGCUCAUUGACGAUGUCGCAGAGAAGCACUUUCCCGGCAUUCGAGACUCAUCUGCACUCAUGCGACCAAUACUUUACUCGAACUGGACAUCCCGAAAUUACAUACCCGUGGAACGGAACGAGCUUCGCGAGUUUACAAAGGCUCGUUUGCGUGUCUUUUACGAAGAAGAACUUGACGUUCCGCUCGUGCUCUUCAACGAUGUACUUGAUCACGUACUGCGCAUCGAUCGGGUCUUCCGACAGACUCAAGGGCAUGUGCUUCUCAUAGGCAUCAGUGGAAGUGGAAAAACGACGUUGUCCCGGUUCGUCGCGUGGAUGAACGGCCUCAGCGUUUUCCAAGUCAGCGUGCAUAACCGCUACACGAGUGAAGACUUUGACAAUGACCUGCGCCACGUCCUUCGUCGGUCCGGAUGUCGUAGCGAGAAGAUCUGCUUCAUCAUGGACGAAUCUAAUGUCCUCGAUCCCGGCUUUCUAGAGCGGAUGAACACCCUUCUUGCCAAUGCCGAGGUGCCAGGUUUGUUCGAGGGUGACGAAUACGCUGCACUGAUGACUGCGUGCAAGGAAGCUGCACAACGGGACGGGCUCAUCCUUGACUCCAAUGAUGAACUGUACCGCUGGUUCACGCAGCAGAUUGCGCAGAACUUGCACGUCGUCUUUACGAUGAACCCGCCGGCUGGAGGUCUCGCUUCCCGAGCUGCCACUUCGCCAGCGUUGUUCAAUCGAUGUGUGCUCGAUUGGCUCGGUGACUGGUCAACACAAGCAUUGUACCAGGUUGGUUUUGACUUCAGCAAUUCUCUUGAUCUCGACAAGCCGACCUAUGCUCCGCCGCCUGAUCUGCCCAUCGCUUACAAAGAUCUCGAGAUCCCACCGACUCAUCGAGCUGCCUUGGUCAAUGCUAUGGUGGCGAUCCAUCAAUCGAUGCAUGCACUCGCACACAAGGUGCAGCGACGUCAAGGCGUUUCGGUGUAUAUCACACCACGCCACUACUUGGACUUUGUCAAUCAUUACGUGAACCUUUAUUCAGAAAAGCGCGAUAACCUCGCCGAUCAACAGCAGCAUCUCAAUGUUGGUCUCGACAAACUACGCUCAACACUCACACAAGUCGCAGAGAUGCGCGAAUUGCUCGCCAUUACGCGCGCAGAAUUGAAGGCGAAAAACGAGGAAGCCAAUGCCAAGCUGCAGACGAUGAUUGCCGAUCAGCGUGAAGCAGAGCAACAGAAAGCCGCCUCGAUAACCUUACAAGGCCAGUUGGAGCGUCAAAAUAUCGACAUUGCUAGUCGCAAGGGUGCAGUCAUGUCCGAGCUUGCUGAAGCCGAACCUGCUGUCGAAGAAGCUCAAUUGGCUGUCAGUAACAUCAAGAAACAGCAACUGACAGAGGUCCGCUCAAUGACAAACCCGCCGGAAGCAGUCAAGAUGGCUAUGGAAAGUGUGUGCAUGGCCUUAGGCAGCAAAGCCGACAGUUGGAAGACUGUGCAGAGCUUCAUUCGUCGCGAUGAUUUCAUCAAGAGCAUCAUCGACUUCGACACUGAUAAGAGAAUGACCGCAUCGCUUCGAUUGCAGCUCGAGAGAGAGUACCUGUCACGUCCUGGCUAUACAUUUGAGCUCGUAGACCGAGCUAGCAAGGCUUGUGGGCCGCUCGUCAAAUGGCUCAUCGCCCAAGUUGCCUAUUCCUCCAUCCUCGACAGGGUCGGACCAUUGCGCGAGGAAGUUGAUGCCCUUGAAGAGCAGGCCAUUCAGACAGAGGCUCAAGCGGUGUCCAUUCUCGGCACUGUCGCGGCCCUAGAAGCAAGUAUUACGCGGUACAAGGAGGAAUAUGCGGUUCUGAUAAGCGAGACACAAGCUCUCAAGACCGAGAUGGAUCGGGUUGAAAGCAAAGUCGGGAGGAGCAUCGGUUUGCUCGGCAGUCUUGAGUCGGAACGACAGCGUUGGGAGCAUAGCAGCGCAACCUUUGACGCUCAGAUGCAUACGAUGGCGGGCGAUACGCUGCUAUCAGCGGCAUUCCUGGCUUACGCUGGCUACUUUGACCAGUCGCAUCGACAGAGUCUUUGGCGAAUCUGGGCGCGUCAACUAGAGGACUCUGCUAUCGCGUUCAAGCAGGAUCUUUCCCUCACAGAAUUCCUUUCAACUGCGGACGAAAGAUUGCAAUGGCAAGCAAAUGGUCUCCCGUCUGACGAUUUGUGUAUCGAAAAUGCUGUGAUCAUCAGUCGCGCGCGUCGCUAUCCCCUUGUAAUCGAUCCCACGGGUCAGGCCGCCUCCUUCCUUCGUCAGCAAUACGCAUCAAAGCGUUUGACUAUCACCAGUUUCCUCGAUGCGUCCUUCACGAAGAGCCUCGAAACGGCUUUGCGCUUUGGCACAGCUUUGCUGAUCCAAGAUGUAGAACGCUUAGACCCCAUAGUCAACACAGUACUCAACAAAGAGCUGCGUCGAGCUGGUGGCCGUGUAUUGAUCCGUGUCGGCGGCCAAGACAUUGACUUCAGCCCUGCCUUUAGUUUAUUCUUGACGACUCGCGAUUCUUCUGUCGAGUAUGCGCCCGACAUCCAAAGCCGGGUCACCUUUAUCAACUUCACCAUGACUCGUGAAAGUUUGCAGAGUCAGUCUCUUAGUCGCGUCAUGCUCGCAGAGCGUCCCGACACGGAUAGCAAGAGACGAGAUUUGAUAAAGCUGCAAGGCGAAUAUGUCCUUCGUCUCCGAAGCUUGGAACGAGCUCUUCUGAAGGCACUCAAUGACUCACAAGGCAACAUUCUCGACGAUGACAAAGUGCUCGCAACCUUGGAAACCCUGAAGCGCGAGGCUGCCGAUGUAGCUAUGAAGGUCGCAGACGCGGAUGCGGUUCUGCAAGAGGUCAACUCAAUCACAGCCGAAUAUCUGCCUCUUGCGCAAGCAUGCAGCUCGAUAUUUUUCAUGCUCGAACGUCUCUCGCAGCUAAACCACUUCUAUCGCUUCUCUCUCACAUUCUUCUUGGCCAUAUUUGAGCGAGUGCUGGCCAGCGUGGCAACGACCGGCGCUUCUCAAAUACCAGAAGAAAGACUGCGAAUCAUCGCGGACACUCUCUUCAGCGAGGUGUUCGCGCAGGCCUCUCGCUCAGUCCUUGAUGCAGACCGCCUCGUGCUUGCGCUGCACCUCGCAUCGAUCAAGCUGCGCACGCAGCGGCAGAGCGACGUGACUGUCAGCAUCGAUGUCUUGCUUCAUCCGGCUGAUGUCAACUCGCCUGUCAAGACGGUGGCAGGCGAGCUCGAGGUCGCUUGGCUUUCACAUCAGCAGCAAGCUGCGUUUGCGGAGCUUCUCGCGCAACCAUCGUGGCAAGACGUGCGCGACUCAUUCAGCAAGCAUUCCGCUGAGUGGCAGAGUGUUCUCUCGGGGUCAGAUCCGGAGCGAGCGUGGACGCAGCUUGUCCCUAAAGUGAUGCAUCAGACGACUGAAGCGGCAGAAGCGGCUCGCAGCCUUCUGCUGAUGCGUGCACUGCGGCCCGACCGUACGCUACCGGCCGCAUUUUCGUUGGCGGCUGCUGUGUUCGGCUCAGGUUUGCUGUCAGAUCACGGGGCAAGGCUGGCAUCUUUGGUCUCAGAGCAAGCUGCCAUCAUUCCGAUCUGCAUUGUCUCCGUCGUCGGCUACGACGCGACCUUCCGCAUCGAUGCACUCGCCGAGAGUGAAGGCAUACAAUGCGUCAGUAUUGCGAUGGGCUCGCAAGACGGCUUUGCUCGAGCCGAAGCUGCGAUGUCCAAUGCGGCGCGGCAGGGCAAUUGGGUCUUGCUAAGAAAUACUCACCUAUGUCCAGCUUGGCUAUCAGGUAUCACCGCAAAGUUAUUAGUCAUGCAGCCAACCGCGUCAUUCAGACUCUUCCUCUCGAUGGAGAUCACGACGACUAUCCCGAUCAAUCUGCUCAGCCAGAGUCGAGUACUGAUGUACGAAGCACCCCCUGGCAUUCGCGCUAGCUUGCUCGAUACGUUGAGCAGCAUACCUUCCAAGUAUCUCGGUGGCCCAGCAGAAGAGGCGCGAAUCAUCUUCCAGCUUGCGUGGGCUCAUGCCGUCAUUGUCGAACGAGUGCGAUAUUGUCCCCUCGGGUGGACAAAGGGCUUCGAGUAUAACGAUUCGGAUUUCGAAGCGUCACUCUUUGCGAUUCACGAAUGGAUAAGACGAGUAGCGCAAAAUCGUUCGAAUAUCGACCCUGCUCAGAUGCCAUUCCAGGCCAUUCGUACGCUCUUCAAGCAAGCCACUUAUGGAGGUCGCAUCGACACUCGUCAGGAUCAAGCGCUGCUUGAUACUAUUGUCGACGGUUGCUUCUCAGCAGCUUGCUUUGAAGAGUCUUACGCGCUCGUGCAAGGGCAAACCCAGCUCAGGGCUCCGGAUGGCCUCAAGCUCACUGAUUACAUCGCCUGGGCUGAAGCUUUGCCGGAGCGCGAGCCCCCUUCCUGGCUCGGCCUGGCCGAUUCUGCUCAGAAGCUCGUUGCAAUUGACCAAGGCAACCGGCUUGUCGCAAGCCUUCGGCGAGUCGCAGCGCAUGAGGAUGACGACAACGACGACGACGACAGCUCGCUCGAAACGACUGCGCAGACGCCGGACGCACUCAAGCCAGCAUGGAUGACGUCGAUAGAGCGCCUUGUCACUCGCUUCCUGAACAGUCUGCCAGCUUCUGUGGAGGGGCGCUCGAACGAUAGUCUUCGCGGUCCACUUGCAAGGUUUUGGCAGCAGGAGCAGCAGCUCCUCGUUACUCUCCUCGAUACUGUCAGAUCAGAUCUGGGUCAGCUUCUGUCGAUCUGCCGCGGACAAUCGAAGCAAAACAAUGUCACUCGCCAACUAGCCUCAGAGCUUAGCAAAGACGUCAUCCCACCGCGAUGGGCGCGCUAUCGCUCGGUCAAGGCAAUGACGGUGCAAAGCUGGAUCGACGAUCUCGCUGCCCGGAUCACACACCACAUGACGGCGAGCGAUCCGAGUCAGAAGAUGGCAGUACAGUUGGGUUUGCUCACGAACCCGAACGGUCUCUUGGUUGCGCUCCGUCAGGAAACCGCUCGCUCAUUGCGAGUCUCGCUCGAAAGCCUCUCGAUGUCGAUGCAACUCGGCCGAGCUACCGGAUCAGGCUUGCAGGUCAGCCAUCUGCAAUUGCACGGAGCCGAUUGGACUCCUGCCCAUCUCGUCGCAAAUGACGGAGAAGCGAGUUUGCUGGAUGUGACCACGCUGGCGUGGUUGCGUGCUGACGAUGUCAAGACAUACGCCACAUGCUACGAUUGCCCAGUCUAUCUCAACGCAGAUCGAGAUGAGACGCUCUUUGUCAUUGGUCUUCCCGCAUCCGACCCAGCCCAGCUGACGAUGCGAAGCGUGUGCAUCAUCCCAUAA
Mixia osmundae IAM 14324 is the source of this 13857-nucleotide messenger RNA. RefSeq lists its product as uncharacterized. NCBI's taxonomy places the organism in Eukaryota, Fungi, Basidiomycota, Mixiomycetes, Mixiales, Mixiaceae. Gene Ontology annotation, molecular function: dynein intermediate chain binding; dynein light intermediate chain binding; ATP binding. Bases 1 to 13857 code for a protein of 4618 amino acids. Gene Ontology annotation, cellular component: dynein complex. The transcript has 12 exons. The record is from RefSeq and is a predicted model, not a curated record. Gene Ontology annotation, biological process: microtubule-based movement.